CGCAACUCCUCCCAGCCUUACCCUGAAAUUUCCUCUUCAACCACUUCCGCUCGUGACGACUCCCCACUUCAUCAACUUCUGUCCCGAAGCGGAUAGUAAACGAUCAUGUCUUGGGCGGGUGAGCUUCUCUUGAACAUCCACAGCUGGCGGAAUGGAACAGCAAAGAUCAAAGCCAGCUUGACGAAAGACGAGAAUCCUCUUCGCAUUGGAGUCAUCUCUGCCGCAGCCAUAAACUACGCUGCCAUCAUCGACCCAGUACAAACCCAUACCGGCGCCAUCAUCGUAGCCAUCGCCGCUCGGUCCAAGGCCAAGGCCGAAGCCCAAAUCACAAAAUAUGGCCUCGCGCCGACAUGCAAGGCGUAUGGCUCGUACGGCGAGUUGUUGGCCGACCCGGGAAUCGACGCCGUCUACAUCCCCCUCCCCAAUGGCCUACACGCUGAAUGGGCCGUCAAAGCCAUGGAGGCCGGCAAGCAUGUCUUGAUCGAGAAGCCUGUGGCGUCUAACGCCGACCAGGCCCGGCGCAUCCACGAAACCGCAACCGCCACAGGGAAAGUCGCCCUCGAGGCUUUCCAUUGGCGUUUCCAUCCGGCAGCCCAUCGUAUGCGGGAAAUCGUCGAGAGUGGCAAGUACGGCAGCGUGACUGAGAUAUCGGCCGAGUUCGGACUCCCGACGGGGAUCUUGGGUAAAGAUGACAUCCGCUUCAAUUACGAUCUAGCCGGCGGAGCCUCCAUGGACUUAGCCUAUGUCUCAUGCUUCUGCAUGUACUUUGCUGCGCCAGAUAGCACUGCCUGUGAUUUCCGCGUCCUCGAGGCCAAGCCGCGGCCGAAUCGCCUAGACAACAAGAUCGACGACAGCAUGGAAGCCCACUUCGUCAUCGAGUCACCGGGCCGCAGGCCUGUCAACUGCCAUACAUUCGCCGACUCCGCGGUCCCGCUGUUGUGGGGAUUCAUCCCCCAGAUAUGGAAGGCUACUCCUCGUAGCGUGAUUGAGUUGGAGAAGGCCAGGAUCGAAUUCGAUGGUUUCGUCCUGGCCACCUACGGCCAUUCGAUCGUGGUCAAGGAAAAGGACAUGAACGGCCGCUUGACAGGCAAGAAGCAUGCAGAAUCUUGCUAUGUCGACGGACCCCAAUGGGGAACACGGGGCAAAUCCUGGUGGACGACGUACCGCUAUCAGCUGGAAGGCUUUGUGGAUAUGGUCCGGGCGAACGAAGCAGGUCGAGAGAAGGAAUAUCAUGGGCCGUGGAUGAGCUUAGACGAGAGCACGAAGCUAAUGGAGUUGAUCGAUGCAGUCUACGAAAAGGCCGGAUUGCCCAAGCGCGGUCUGUAGUUUGGAGCAUCUUGGUGAAAUGACCCUUACCUACCAAGGCUUCUGACUUCGAAACGUGUGACGUGAAUGAGGUCUUUGCUUCUUGAAUUCGACGGAAUAUGGUCAUUCGAUGCGGUCUCCAUAUUUCAAUGUACGUUGAUAUCCUUCGGUCCUGGAAAUGAUUGGUUCGGUCUUGGUCCAUCGUUAAGAACUCGCCCUUCGCGUCAUUCUCACUAAUAUAAGAGUCUGCUCAUGCCACUC
Molecule: messenger RNA, 1566 nt
Organism: Exophiala xenobiotica
Lineage: Eukaryota; Fungi; Ascomycota; Eurotiomycetes; Chaetothyriales; Herpotrichiellaceae
Exons: 2
Coding region: 106-1326 (406 amino acids)
Molecular function (GO): nucleotide binding
Source: RefSeq, a predicted model, not a curated record